CAAGAGCGGCUACAGUCUACGCGCCGAUCCGCUCCAUGAGGUCCCACAGACAGGCUGUGUGAUGGGACAGCCAUGGGUUGGCUUCCAGAGCUGAAAUUGGUGGAUAAACACGGACACGAAUCUCAGGACAGAUGGUGAUGUGGACAGAGUCCUGAGGUGCUGAUGGCGGUGGAGCAGAGCUGCUGUCAUGACUGGUCUCCUGUGGAUGCUCGCGUGGCUGCCUCAGGUCCUGCCAGCUAUGAGUGAACUCCCACGGCCUGUCAAUGCGACCAUGGACUCAAGCCAUUUCAUUCACAUCCUUAAAUGGGAGCCUGGACCAGGAACACCCACAGGAGCCCACUACCAUGUCACCGUCAACACAGAAACGGGAACCUCCUUUGUGCCAGUGGUUGGCUGUGAGCGUGUCCAGCACCCACUGUUAUGCAACCUGACGGAGGCCUUCUCUGACCCAAAGCAGGUCUACUUUACCCAGAUUACAGCUCUGCUGGAAGGACAGGACUCAAAACCACUCACCUCUCCCCGAGGAUUCAAACCCAUCAAUGACACUCACCUGGACCUGCCGCUGCUGACUGUGACACCGUGUGCAGAGGGUUUGUGUGUGGACCUCCAGCCUCCCAUGGAGCACCUCAGAGAGGUCUAUGACUUUCUCAAUUACAAACUCCGGAUUAAGAGCAACAAUGCAGACAAACCUCAGUUCUUUAAGCACACCAAGUCUCUGAGCAGACAGAUUCUGAAGGACCUGGCCUCUGGCAGACGGUACUGUGUGUCAGUCUGCUUCUCACACGGUCUGGUGUCUCGAGAGUCCAACUACAGCCAAGCUGUGUGUGCCUCCACCCCUGGCCACUAUACUGCAGACCCAUGGAUAUCAGCCACCUUGUGUUUGCUGGUGAUGCUUGGUGUGGUCAUUGGGGCCCUGCUGGUCUAUACUGGUUUCACUUGUCUGCUGAGGAGGCCGCUGCCAUUGGUCCUGACGUCCAUCCAUCACUUUGAAGAGCUUCUAUUCAUUCCAUCCUGCAGCAAGUCCCUGUUGUCUUCUCUCGUCAACAUUGAACCAACUGCGCCCUCUUCAGGUGAAAAGAGGAGCAACCAGACAUGCGAUGAGAGCGAUGGGCAGAGUGGAACUGAGAGCACCGGUGGGAGCAGAGGAGGAGCUUAUAAAAUGCGAUUGGGCAAUAACCUCCUCUCUUCCUCCUCUUCAUCUUCAUCAUCUUUGUCAGAUCCGUUACCCCCGGAGCCUGAACCUUUGCUUUCCACAGACACACAUUCCAACACUGGACUGAACAAAGCACAGAGCACACACACUGAUGCUUUACCUUCAUCAGGCUCAGUCAGCGGGACCGAAGGACGAGUCCCGCCAAACACGGAGGAGAGGAAGGUGGUGGAAGAGGGGGGUGGCCGGGAUGUGGACCUGCUCACAUUAACCUUCGGCAGGCUUGGGGAGGAGGUGGAGGAGGUGGAGGAGGUAGGGAACUCGGGGAACUCUGCGUCAGAGCUGUGGAACACCAUUCCAACCAAGGAAGCUGUCAUAGGAACUGUUUCCUGCUCUGUAGAUGAAGAGGAGGAGGAAGAGCACUGUGGAUAUAUGGGGCGUCCAUGAACACAUGUCUAACAGACUUUACUGUAGAGGUCCUGGGCUUCUCCAGCUGUAAGUUACAUUUGUACGACGUGUUUAAAGCAGUGUUACAAAGACGGACUAUGAAACUGAGUGGAGCGGUGCUGGUCCAGAGUCACUUCCAUCGUCUACACACUGAAAACUCAUUAUAGGACGUACUUUUCUCAGAAGUAAGGUUUCUGAUGGAGAUUCUUGUUUUUCCAACAGAAAUGACAGAUUUGAUGGUUUGUAUUAGAAGUUUAGAACAAC
This is a messenger RNA of Anarrhichthys ocellatus (wolf-eel), 1861 nucleotides long. RefSeq names its product interferon alpha/beta receptor 2-like. The transcript is spliced from 8 exons. Gene Ontology annotation, molecular function: protein binding; cytokine receptor activity. The coding region runs from base 188 to 1597 and encodes 469 amino acids. Gene Ontology annotation, biological process: cytokine-mediated signaling pathway. The record is from RefSeq and is a predicted model, not a curated record. Lineage: Eukaryota; Metazoa; Chordata; Actinopteri; Perciformes; Anarhichadidae. Gene Ontology annotation, cellular component: plasma membrane.